Messenger RNA from Caenorhabditis remanei, 681 nucleotides. RefSeq lists its product as uncharacterized. The record is from RefSeq and is a predicted model, not a curated record. Bases 1 to 681 code for a protein of 226 amino acids. Gene Ontology annotation, molecular function: DNA-binding transcription factor activity, RNA polymerase II-specific; RNA polymerase II cis-regulatory region sequence-specific DNA binding. NCBI's taxonomy places the organism in Eukaryota, Metazoa, Nematoda, Chromadorea, Rhabditida, Rhabditidae. The transcript has 8 exons. Gene Ontology annotation, biological process: regulation of transcription by RNA polymerase II; anatomical structure development.
AUGGAUGAGCCGGUCAUUGAUACGUCAACUCCAGAAACGCUGGAAAGAGAUUUUAUGGCCUGGCUGAAUAGUGAUCCGACAAAUACCCCAAUCCGAAAAGCUGUGUUUCACGGUUUGGAUUCAAUUGCUCCAGCAUUGAUAAACCAGUUCACGGAUGCAUUCGAAGUUGGCAUGUACAAUCCAUACUACUAUCCAGACACAUCGGAUAGUGGGUCACCUUCUUCCUUAUCCUGUUCAUCCCUAGAUUAUGAUGUGCCACCCCCACCACAAUAUGAAAAAGAUGUGGCCCGCAGUUCAGGACGAAAUCAACUGGGAAGGACGUAUAGCCCUGGAUUGCCGUUGUCGAUGUGUGAACGGGAGGAGAUCGUGAAGUUAUUUCAAGGCGGUUGGAAGAUCUGCGACAUUUCGAAACGUCUUUGUGUCACCCACAGUUGUGUGAGCAAAAUUCUCAACCGAUAUCGCCAAACAGGAUCAGUAAAACCGAAAGAUGCCAAAGAAGGACGGACGGAAUCUCCUUUAGUAUCACGACUCGGAAUGUGUCGACAAAGUGAAAUUCGUGAGCAGCUGAUAAGAGAUGGCAUUUGCACUCGGGACAAUGCGCCAUCAAGGAGUAGUAUAAAUCACAUUCUACGGACAAAACUGGAUAUUAAGCGACGGAAGAAAAGUCUUGCCGACGAUUAA